AUGGAUGUUCAACAGCUGUUUACAAAUCUCAAGAAGGAAGCCGAGUGUCCGCUGUGUCUAGAAACAGUCAAAGAUCCCAAGACACUGCCAUGUCUACACUCAUUCUGUCUGCAGUGUAUCGACAAGCACGCAGGAUAUGCAAAGAGAAAGUUAGAAACGACGAUCAAAUGUCCAGUUUGUCAAGCUUGCUUUCAGAUCCCCGAAGGAGACACGUUUGGCAGCCUUCCCACAUCUUUUCAUCUCAACCGAUUGGUGGACCUCCUUGCUCUGAGAGAUGGCAGCCAAGAGGCUCAGAGAUGCUGUAGUUGUGAAGAAAACAACUCGGCAACUUGCUACUGCUUUGUUUGCCAGAACUUUCUUUGCAAGGAUUGUUUUGAUGCUCAUCAGCGCCUGAGGGCCACGAGAGGUCAUCGCAAUGUUUUGAUCGAAAACUUGCAAGCGCAAGAUGUGGAGGACUUGAUGCACAGACCCGCCAUGUGUACAAAGAAAUAUCACGAGAAUGAACCGCUUGAUUAUUAUUGUCGAGACUGUAGCGUUUGUAUUUGCCACAAGUGCAGUAUAGUAAGUCAUAAUCGACAUACUUUAGUAGACUUACAGGAGGCUGCCGAAGAACAAAAGAUGCAAAUGACGCAAGUCUUUGCCAGAGUUAAGGAAAAACUUGUUACUGUGGAGUCAAAGAUAUCGGAGAAAACUGAACUGAUGAAACAAAGCGAAGAAGAAAUCUGCGCCGCUGAAAAGAAGGUUACGAAAACUGUGCAAGAAAUUAUUCGAAUUGCGAAGGAACAUGAAACGGCUGUAAAAACUAAGCUGGCAGAAAUUAGAGUCACGCAACAAAGAAUAUACGCAGCAAAAAUAGGAAGUGAUCAGUUACUUGCGGCUCAGCUAAAGAGUUCUGUCGAAUGUGGCGAAGGUAUCGUACAACGAAGCAUCGGUCCUGAAAUUCUGCAAGCAGGAAAUGCUGUGCUUGGUCGAUGCGAGGAACUUUUAACCACACAGGAUAUUGAAGUAUGUAAACCUCAACAUGUAGUCUAUUGUGUAAAUUUGGAAGCUAUGAAUACUGUCAGAGGCUUGGUUCCGGGUCAAGUAUUCGAGACUAACACGGAUCCUUCACAGUCAUCGGCAGAAGGAAGAGGUUUAAUCGAGGCUGAAGCAGGCACUGAAACUAGCUUUACAGUCACUACGCGAGAUUCAAAGGGAAGUCAAUGUUAUGAUGAACAAGACCCACUGACUGUAAUAGUCCGCUCUCAAAAGGGAGAAGAGGAGGAAACCAAAAUUGAUGACUGUAAGAAUGGAACCUACGUAGUGCGUUACAAGCCAAAGAGUGUUGGCUUACGUGACAUUUGCGUUAAGGUGAAUGGCCAACCGCUGACUGGUAGUCCCUGGACAGUUCAGGCGACUGGUCAUCAAUACAAAGUUAUUCAUUCAAUUGGAUCACAUGGGAAAGGACCGGGACAGUUUGAAAGACUAGGUAGCAUUGCAGUGAAUAAAAGAAAUGGAAAGAUUGCCAUAGCAGAUCCUGAUAAUCACAGAGUUCAUUUGUUUGAUCGUGAAUGUAAAUAUCUGAGAACAAUAGGAGACAAGGAGCUUGAUGCUGAGAUAAGCAACUUUACUCAUUCGGUGGAAUUUACAACAUCUGAUGAAGUCAUUGUCAUUCAUGGAGACAUUUUGGAACCGUGUAAGAUGUUAUUGUUUACUGAACAUGGCGACUUCAUUAAAGUCAUUAGUCAGCAUUUGAUUGAUCCUUGUUCCGUAUCUGUCAGAGAUGAUGGUCACAUGAUCGUGUGUGACUGGGGCGACAAGUCGGUCAAAGUCCUCUCCCCUGACGGUAGAGGAUUAGUACUGUCCUUCAAAGAACCACGCGGUUUUAGGAACCCGGCUCUUGCUGUUUAUCGUGAAGACAAGUUUUUUGUUUCAUUUGUCUCAUUUAACUAUAUUAACGUGUUCAACAACGAAGGACUUUAUCUGUAUGACAUUGGCAAGGAGGAACUCUGUGCAGGAAAACUCUUUUAUAAAAAAUUCACUAUUGACGCGUUUAACAAUCUGAUCGUGUGUGAUAACAACAAUAAUCGCAGAUUUCAAGUGUUUUCUUUAGAUGGAAAAUUUGUUUACUCGUUCAAUAUUGAAGAAAUUAAAUGUCCCUCGUUUGUCACUGCUUCUGAAGAUAAUAAGUUGUUGGUUUGCGAUAAUGAAAAGCACGUAGUCCAUGUUUUGCAGUAGAAAGUGAACAUUGCUCAACAGUUAUUCUGAUGCGAUUCUUUCAAUGUGGCCUUUGUUUCGUUGUAAGGUAUGACUCUUUACAGCCGCUGAAAUACUCCUCGCGGGCUCAAAAAGAAAAAGAAAGAAUGGAAAUUGGACUUUGUGAAUAUUUUAAAGAUAACUUUGUUCUAAUUUUGUUUUAGUUUAUUCAUUUUUUUCUUUCGUCGUCUUUGCGUUUGUCUCCAUUUAUUAGCUGUAAGUGAUUAUCCUUCAGAGUAGUAAAUAAAAUAGUAUUUGAUUUGGUGUGAAAAUUAGUGUAAAAGUGUGUAAUCUUGGAAGGAGAAUCUUGAAGAUUUUUUCCUCAUCAGUGUUGAUAGA
Molecule: messenger RNA, 2574 nt
Organism: Pocillopora verrucosa
Lineage: Eukaryota; Metazoa; Cnidaria; Anthozoa; Scleractinia; Pocilloporidae
Source: RefSeq, a predicted model, not a curated record